Phymastichus coffea is the source of this 1587-nucleotide messenger RNA. It is a transcript of the gene Idgf4, whose product is annotated as chitinase-like protein Idgf4. The transcript is spliced from 6 exons. Gene Ontology annotation, cellular component: extracellular region. Bases 132 to 1451 code for a protein of 439 amino acids. NCBI's taxonomy places the organism in Eukaryota, Metazoa, Arthropoda, Insecta, Hymenoptera, Eulophidae. Gene Ontology annotation, biological process: carbohydrate metabolic process; chitin catabolic process. The record is from RefSeq and is a predicted model, not a curated record. Gene Ontology annotation, molecular function: chitin binding.
GCGAAAUGACGUAAGACUUUUAAAGACACGACACCCCACUUAAAUUGAGAUGACGAAACGACAAUUUGCUUCAAAGUAACGGAAGAUAUCGGCUUAGUCUGAUACUUUCUGCUGAGAAGUUAGAUACGACAAUGAAACUGCUAAUUUCAACGGCGGUAGCCGUUGUACUGCUUGCUUGUGUCAAUUCUGCGCUCAGCGCUGUUGAUUCUCAUGAACACACCAAAGUCGUUUGUUAUUGGAACUCAACAUCUUUCCUGCGCGCUGGUCCCGGUAAAUUUAACGUGGACGAUCUCCGGCCGGCGCUUUCGCUUUGUACUCACUUGAUUUACGGCUUUGCUGGUAUCAACGCCGCAAAUUUUGAGGUCAUACCAUUGAACCCAAGCUUAGACACUGGUGCUGGUUAUGGAUUCUAUCGUCUAGUUACCCAACUCAAACGUCAAUUCCCUGACCUUAAAGUCUACCUUGGAAUUGGUGGCAAUGCCGAUCCUUAUGAAGACACUCACAAAUAUCUCCUUGUCACGGAAACGUCAGAAGCCAGAAGCAAGUUCAUCAAUUCGGUGAUUCGUUUGUUGUACGAUUAUGAGUUUGACGGUGUUGACCUCGCCUGGCAAUUCCCAGAGGUUCGGGUGAAAAAACAACGUGGCACGUUUGGAUCUUUCUGGCACGGUGUCAAGAAAGUAUUCGGAGCAGGUAAAUUUAAGGACGAGAAGGAGGACGAUCAUCGCAAUGGUUUUACCAAUAUUGUCCGCGAUCUCAAGGCUCAACUGAGGACAAAGAACAAGGCGCUAUCUUUGACGGUUUUGCCUCACGUCAAUGCUAGUACUUACUACGACGCGAGAACGAUUAUACCGCAUUUGGAAGCUAUCCACAUUCUUGCCUUUGACCAGAGCACUCCUGAGCGAAACCCCAAGAAGGCUGACUAUCCUGCACCAGUUUAUGAGAGCUACGGCCGUGAACAAAGCGAUAAUAUCGACACUCAAGCUAGAUACUGGCUGCAAAACGGAACGCCCGGAAGUAAAAUCGUCAUCGGAAUACCCGCAUUUGCUCGCACGUGGAAAUUGACUCAGGACAGUGAAGCUGCGGGAGUACCUCCUGUAACCGCUGAUGGUCCAGGAGGCGAAGGUCCGCACACCAACAUUCCCGGUCUGCUGUCGUAUGCCGAGGUCUGCUCUCGCCUGACCGAGCACGCGGUUGGCCGCAUUCGACGCGUCAACGAUCCGUCCAAUAAGUACGGGCCUUACGCUUAUCAACAGUACAACGCCGAUACCAAAGCCGAUGGCAUCUGGGUUGGAUUCGAAGAUCCCGACACUGCUGGCAAAAAGGCCAAUUACGUCAAGUCCAAGGGACUCGGUGGUGUGGCCAUCUAUGAUCUGUCUCUCGAUGACUUCCGUGGCAUUUGCAAUGGUGACAAGUUCCCCAUUGUCAAAGGAGCUAAAUUCAAAUUAGUCUAAAUCUAUUCGACUUGAUACUCAUCAAAGCUCUUCAUUUUUAUUCUUUUUUUUGUCUUAUGUCCGUUGACUUUAUUUCUCUGUUUACGAAGUUUACAAUCCAAGCAAAGACUUUUAAAUAAAUAAACUUUAAAGGAUA